GACUCUAAAGGAAAACCUCAAACAGUCACUGCACUUGGAGCUUUGCUUGACCGGAGAUGGAAGCUGGCGGACCGAGGACAGACAUGGCCACUGUCCCGGAGAUUCUCUUGGCCACUUUGGAAGAUCUGCAGGAGAGUGAGCUGAGGACUUUCAAGUGGUACCUUUGCAGUGAUGUUCUCCAGGACCAUCGUAAAAUCCCCAGAUGUCAGAUUGAAGGGGCCGAUAGGAUGGAUGUUGUGGAUCUUUUAGUUGAGACGUACGGCUCUGAUAGUGCUAUUGCCGUCACACUGGAUAUACUACCACGGAUGAAACUCAACGAGCAGGCCAAAACACUGAAAGAGAAGUCUCGUGAAGUUCCAAGUACUCAAGUGGGCAAAGGAAAUAAUCUGCCUGCAGUCCAGGAAAACCUCAAGUCCUUUCUGAAGGAGAAGUACCAAAACAUUUAUGAGGGAAGCACUGAUGAAGGGGAUACCAUCUAUCUUAACAAAAUCUACACUGAGCUGCACCUGAUCGAAGGAGCCCGGGGAGGCGUAAGCGAGGAGCACGAGGUCAGGCAGCUGAGGUCAACACAUACAUCCACAGAGGAAUCCUCCAUUAAACCUGUGGACAUUUUCAAACCCUGGCCUGGCCAAGAGAAGCAUGUCAGAACCAUACUUACCCAGGGUAUAGCCGGGGUGGGGAAAACGAUUUGUGUACAGAAGUAUGUUCUGAGCUGGGCAGAAGGAGAAGAAAAUCAGGACAUCAGCCUCCUGUUCCCACUUCCUUUCCGAGAACUAAAUCCCAACAUGGAUGGGAAGGACUACAGUCUGAUGGAUCUGCUCCAUCAGUUCUUUCCGGAGAUAAAACAGAUCAAGACACUGGGAACUGAAAGCAAAAUCCUGUUCAUCUUUGAUGGCCUGGACGAGUGUCUCCUCCCUCUCAACUUUAAACACAACAAGGUUUUGAGAGAUGAAGCUGAGCCGGCCUCAUUAGAUGUGCUCAUCACAAACCUCAUCGCAGGAGAUCUGCUCGGCAACGCUCUGGUCUGGAUCACCUCCCGACCUGCGGCAGCCAGUCGCAUCCCGCGGAAGCACAUCCACCAGUGGACAGAGAUCCGAGGGUUCUCCAAUCAACAGAAGGAAGAAUACUUCAAGAGACGUUUGUGUGACGAGAACCUUGCCGACACGGUCAUCAACCAUGUGAAGUCAUCAAGGAGCCUAUACAUCAUGUGUCAUAUACCCGUUUUCUGCUGGAUCACAGUCACUGUGAUGAAGAAGAUGAUGCAGGACAACAUGACUGGAGUCAUGCCCAACACCCUGACUGAGAUAUACGCAUAUCUCCUUAUCUGCCAGACGGACAGGAUGAGGAAAGGGGACUAUCCUAUGGAGAGUAACAAUGUUGUUUUGAAACUGGCAAAGUUGGCCUUCCGUCAGCUGGAGAAAGGCAAACUCAUCUUCUAUCAAGCUGACCUGGAAGAGUGUGGCAUGGACGUGAAGGAAGCAAUUACCUACUCAGGAGUGUGCACAGAGAUCUUUGCGAUGGAGGGGAGGGGGAGACGAAAGGUUUUCAGCUUUGUACAUUUGACCAUCCAGGAGUUUCUAGCAGCCGUCUAUGCCCAUCACUCCUACAUACACGAAAGGGAAAACUUUCUUCUUGGAUACCUGAAAAGGUUUCAAAUGAAAUGGCUCCCCAAGUCGCUCUUCAACUUCCACAAGACUGCCAUCGAUAAAGCCUUGCAGAGCCAGGAUGGCCACUGGGAUCUGUUCCUUCGCUUCCUCCUGGGACUGUCGCGGAGGUCUAAUCAGGAGCUCUUGAGUGCAGUGCUGGAUAUGGACACAGGCGGAGAAGAAGAAACUGAGAAAACCAUCCAGUUUAUCAAGGAGAGGAUCAAAGAGGAACCGGAGACCAAGAUCAACCUCUUCCACUGUCUGAGUGAACUGAAGGAGGAGUCUUUGGUGCAGGAGAUCCAGAGCUUUGUGAGCUCUGGGAGGCUUUCAGCCAAAAAACUGUCACCAGUCCAGUGGUCAGCACUCACCUUUGAACUGAUGACGUCAGAGGCCACGCAGGAGGAGUUUGACCUGAAGAAGUACAUAAGAUCAGAGGAGGGGGUAGUGAAGCUGCAGGCUGUCAUUACCUCCUCCACACGUGCUCUGUUAAAUCAGUGCAACCUGACAGAGAAAUGCUGUGAAGUUUUGGCCUCGGCACUCAGCUCGGCCUCCUCUCACCUGAAAGAGCUCGACCUGAGUGACAACAACCUGAAGGAUUCAGGAGUGAAGCUUCUGUCUGCAGGAUUAGGAAGUCCACACUGUACACUGGAAAUUCUCAGGUUAAAUAACUGUAAACUGGAGGGAGCCUGCUGUGAGGCGCUGGCUGGGGCUCUCAGCUCAGGCUGCAGCCGGCUCAGAGAGCUGGACCUGAGCAAUAAUGACUUCACAGAGUCAGGAGUGAAGGCUCUGUGUGUGGGACUGCGCAGCCAAUAUUGUAAACUGGAGACAGUCAGGUUGAACCAGUGCAAGCUGAACUGGAAUUGCUGUGAAGACUUGGCCUCAGUUUUCAGCUCAAAGUUUUCUCACCUGAAACAAUUAGACCUGAGUAACAACAGCCUGCAGGACCCUGGUGUGAAGCUCCUGUCUGCUGGACUGACCAGUCCAAACUGCACACUGCAAAUAUUAAGGCUCAGUUGGUGCAGCCUCACAGAGAAAAGCUGUGAUCAUAUCGCCUUGGCUCUCAGCUCUGAGUCCUCCAGCCUCAGAGACAUCGACCUGAGUGGAAACGACCUGCAGGAUCCUGGGCUGAAGCUGCUCGCCGCCGGACUGGGAAAUCCACACUGUAAACUGAAGAUACUAAGGUUAAAAGAGUGCAAGCUCAAGAAAUGCUGCGAGACUUUGGCCUCAGUUCUCCGCUGCGGCGCCUCGCACCUGAAAGAGCUCAAUCUGAGCGGAAACGACCUGCAGGAUUCACAAGUGAAGCUGCUCUCUGAGGGACUGCGGAGCCCAAACUGUAGACUGGAGAUACUGAGGCUGUCGUUCUGCGGUGUCACAGAGGUUGGCUGCACUUAUUUGGCCUUAGCGCUGAGAUCCAACCCAUCCCACCUGAGACAGCUGGACCUCAGCUACAACUACCUGCAGGACUCCGGAGUGAAGCUCAUCUCCUCUCACCUGGACGAUCCACUCUGCAAACUCGAAAAUCUCAGUGUGGACCAUAAUGCAAGGUGCUACUUGAAAUCAACACUGAAAACAUAUGCAGGUGAGCUGACACUGGAUGGCAACACGGCUGCCAAGAGUCUCCUCCUGUGUGAAGGAGGAAAGCGGGUAUCCUGGGUCAGGGAGCUGCAACAGUACCCGGACCAUCCCGAGAGGUUCGACAGCGUUCCCCAGGUGCUGUGUCACCAGGGCCUCACCCAGUGCCACUACUGGGAGGUGGAAUGGUGUGGGCGCUGGGUGGAUAUUGCCGUGGCAACAAGGGGGAUCCGUCGACAAGGGAGCUACCACCUCUGUGGGUUCGGCAGCACCGACCAGUCCUGGAGCCUGUGCUGCUCCGAGGAUCACUACAGCGCCCAGCACAACCACCAGUCCGUUGACGUGCCAGCACCCUCCUCUGGGUCCCACCGAGUCGGGGUGUUUCUGGACUGGCUGGGUGGCACCCUGUCCUUCUACAGCGUCUCCUCUGGCACCCUUAACCACCUUCACACCUUCAGCAGCAUGUUCACUGAGCCUCUCUUCCCAGGAUUCAGGAUGGCCGAGGACAACUGCUCUGUUGCAAUUUGUACAAUGGAGGACGUGCAGGAUGGCGGGACUUUUAGCCCUGCUGGCCCAAGGCACAUCAAACACGAGAGACGUUCAGGGGACCUUUGCAAGAUUCCCAUAAGGCUCCGAAAUUUAAAAAUACCAGGGAAUUUGUUUCCUGGUAUUUUUAAUUAAAGACAUUCAUGAAACAUAAAAAAAAACAUUCCCUAAAAAUCCUUGCAGGGUCAUUACAGAAAGUUAAUUCUGGAGCAUUCAAGGGACUAUGGGGAUUGUACACAAUGGUUCCUGUGACAUGUGGAUGUAGCAUUCCCUCACAAUGAGUGUGGGGAGCAUUUGUAAUGUUCCUGAGACAUCCUUGUCAGGUACUUGCAGAGCACUACUUUAAGAACAUUCAGGGAAAUUAAAGGGACAAUUCCCCUUAUACCAACUCUGGCAAAUCUUAAUCUUAGAUAGAUAGGGAGAGAAAGAAAGAAAGGGUGGCAGAGAUGAAUAAUUUUUUUUAGUUAAUUUUUUUUGUCUCAAGUGUGUAAUUGAAAACUGUGAACAUUGUAGUUUUUUAUCCAGAAGCUUAGUAACUCCAAGAUGAAAUCCAAGAUAAUUUCUUAAUGGUACCAUGACUCAGCUCAUGAAAUUCAUUACUAAAGAUACAAUAACCAAAAACACACUAAAGUUAUGGGGUGUGGUAAUCACUGUGAUCAGUGCAUCAGCCGAUGGAUGAGAGGUUGGGUGAUGGAGGGAAGGUGUUGUAGAGUGUGAAACCUAAAAAAUAACACAGUCAAAGCCAACCAAACGUUAACAUGGUGCUGUAAGAAUGGAGAGAGGGUCACAGACUGAGACAGCCAGGACUUAAACACCCCUGGGAGGUUGGCCAGGUGCUCCCAGUUGUAUUGAUGGACUCUGCAAGGCAAGGAAACGCAAGACAAGACAGGGGAAAACACACAACCACACACACAGCAGGCCCUGCUGAAGCAAGAGGGCCGUCACAAUGGACAGGAGUGGAGAACAGUAGAUCAAUUUCUCUUGCACACUGGUCAAGUGACUCUAAACGAAUGUCCUGAGAACAGAAAUACUUGAAAAUGUCAUGCUUCUCUGCAAUUUAGAGUCUCUCAAGCCCAGAAUACUGCAUAAACAUGACUUAAGUUGCCACUAGCUUCCUUGUUUUUGUUGUUGAAAAAUUUUGAGCAACUAUGCAGACAGGGGUGCCUAUAGGACACAACAUGCAAGGUAUAGUGCACCUAAGUGCAGAUAUUGAGCAGUACUGAAAUUCAUAGGCUUUCCAUUUGAGAAUUUUCUUGGUAAACUGAAAAAAGACCACAGGGCCUUUUAACCACUUAUUACAAGUCAUCCACAGGCUUUGUUAGAUGGAUAAUAUGAGCUGUCUCUCAGGUUGUCCUUCAGAUUCAACGGUGCUUUGAUAUCCACAUAAAGGGCGACCUGUGUAACCUGUAUUACUGAGUCCAGUAAUUUCAAGAGUUGUUGGAUGAUGUUCUUGUUGUGAAAACAUCUGGUAGAGGUAGCUGUACGUAUGUAGAGCACAAAAUCAUUCAGGUGCAGAGCAUAGUCCUCGGGCCAAGGAAGAAAAUGCCUAGCAUAGAAUACAAGAAAUGGCUGCACUGUUUCGCUAAACCUCUGUCCUCGACUGUCCUCGACUCCACAGCACAACUGCACCGAUCAGCCCUUUGACAGAUGUGUAAGGCUGCCUUUUACAAUAAAUUUAUGGUUUCACAUGGUAUUUAAUCUUAUGAACUCCAGCUUAAUUUUGGGAGAUUUUCCACUAGCUUUAAUUUUCUGGGAAUAGAUAAAGCUGUGUUUACUGACCUUGGUCCACACAUCUGAUCAACUCUAAGCCUUAUAAAUACAACUGCACAAGGGAAACAACAAAGAUUUAUGAGGGAAACCCUGAUGAGGAAGAUACCAUCCAUCUGAUUGCAAUGUAGAUCGAGCUGCACCUUGUUAAAGGAGCCUGGGAAGCCGUAAGCAAGGAGCACGAGGUCAGACAGCUGAGGUCAACACAUACAUCCACAGAGGAAUCCUCCAUUAAACCCGUAGACAUUUUCAAACCCCGGCCUGACCAAGAGAAGCAUGUCAGAACCAUACUUACCCAGGGUAUAGCUGGAGUGGGGAAAACUAUCUGUGCUCAGCAGUAUGUUCUGAGCUGGGCAGAAGGAGAAGAAGAUCAGGACGCCAGCUUCCCGUUCCUACUUCCUUUCUGUGAACUAAAUCCCAGCGUGGGCUACAGUUUGAUGGAUCGGCUCCAUUGGCUCUUUCCUGAUUGAAAACAAAGCAAAGAUGCUGGGACCUGAAAGCCAAGUCCUGUUAAUCUUUGACGGCUUCAGAGUCUCCU
Molecule: messenger RNA, 6069 nt
Organism: Myripristis murdjan (pinecone soldierfish)
Lineage: Eukaryota; Metazoa; Chordata; Actinopteri; Holocentriformes; Holocentridae
Product: NACHT, LRR and PYD domains-containing protein 12-like
Exons: 11
Coding region: 57-3899 (1280 amino acids)
Molecular function (GO): protein binding
Source: RefSeq, a predicted model, not a curated record